Molecule: messenger RNA, 1658 nt
Organism: Dreissena polymorpha
Lineage: Eukaryota; Metazoa; Mollusca; Bivalvia; Myida; Dreissenidae
Product: GTP-binding nuclear protein Ran
Exons: 7
Coding region: 141-782 (213 amino acids)
Biological process (GO): ribosomal subunit export from nucleus; protein import into nucleus
Cellular component (GO): cytoplasm; nucleus
Molecular function (GO): GTPase activity; GTP binding
Source: RefSeq, a predicted model, not a curated record
GUUUCCGUAAUGGUACGCGCAUGCGUUAUUUUUUUGCUUCCGGUUCCGUAAAACUGAAAAAGAAUCUAGUUUCGGUGUGUUACAAUUUUCAUUUAAAUUUAACCAGUUCAGAUUAAGACGCAGAAUUUACAUUGACAAAAAUGAACACAGACAUCCCGACAUUCAAGCUUGUACUGGUUGGCGACGGUGGUGUUGGGAAAACUACAUUCGUCAAGAGACAUCUUACUGGCGAGUUUGAGAAAAGAUAUGUUGCUACACUUGGUGUUGAAGUCCAUCCAUUGAAGUUCCACACAAACAGAGGAGAGAUUUGCUUUAACGUUUGGGACACUGCUGGUCAAGAAAAAUUUGGUGGUCUUAGAGAUGGUUAUUACAUUCAAGGACAAUGUGCUGUGAUCAUGUUUGACGUCACAUCUCGAGUCACCUACAAGAAUGUUCCAAACUGGCAUAGAGAUCUGGUGCGUGUCUGUGAAAAUAUCCCAAUAGUCCUCUGUGGCAACAAGGUAGACAUCAAGGACAGAAAGGUCAAAGCAAAGGCCAUUGUUUUCCACAGAAAAAAGAACCUCCAGUACUACGACAUCAGUGCCAAGAGCAAUUACAACUUUGAGAAGCCCUUCCUGUGGUUGGCCAGGAAACUUGUCGGUGACCCCAACCUGGAAUUUGUGGCCAUGCCUGCCCUUGCUCCACCAGAUCUUCCCAUGGACCCAGAACUUGCAAAACAGAGCGAACUUGAACUUCAGGCUGCUGCAAAUGUUGCCUUACCAGACGAUGAUGAUGAAUUAUAAUGGAAGAAAAGACAUAGUGAAUGGACCUGUAUUUAUAACUUUCAGACGUUUUCAAAUUGUGAAGUGUUUUCUCUAUGGUGGCUAAUCAUUCUUAUGGACUUAAUUUGGAAUUUGUAAAGCCAUGUCAAAAACAACAACAGAAACUAAUGAAUGAUGGUUAUCAUUUUUGAAGUCAUUUAGGUUUCAACAGAGAUAUUCCUACCACCAAAAUGGUGCACUACAGUUUUGUCCAUGGUGGGGAAAGAAACUGAAAACAGCUGAUAAUGGUUUGUCUGUGAAAAACACAGGUUAAUAAAAACAAUGUGUAGGAAAAUGUCUGUUGUAAUAUCAUCUCUUUGAUGCUCUGUAACACUCAUAUUUAGUGCAUUAUUGUGUAAAAUAAAUGUGAGGAAGCUUUCCAACUUUCUCAUGUGGAGGGACAACUUGAUUAAAAUCUAACGUGUGAACCAACACAAUUAAAAUGUUUCAGUUGCAAGAAAAAAGUUUUUACUUGUUGUAAGAUAAUAUUUUUCAUCAAAACCAAAAGUUUAUAUUUAAAAUUUUACUUCACUGUUAAUAUUGCAAAGAGAAUUAAAUUUGCAUUGACAACAUCAUGUUUAAAUUUAUUGUCUUCUCAAUGAAGAUCAUAUUGCUUGAAUAAAUGAUAGCAACAUUUGGUUUAACCCAAUAACAAUACAUAUAUAUGUAGCAUAUUGACCAUUUGUGUAAAUAGUUUGAAAUGCUUGGAUUUUAUUUUGUAUGCCAAUCAUUGUUUGAUAUAACGGUAAAAACAUCGGUGCACUUCAAAAUUUCUGUGUCAUACUUGUGAAACUUGUAUCUGUUUUAAACUGCAUGUGUAACCUGUACUGUUUUCAAAAAAUAAAGAUUAGCAAAUGA